Molecule: messenger RNA, 4129 nt
Organism: Anneissia japonica
Lineage: Eukaryota; Metazoa; Echinodermata; Crinoidea; Comatulida; Comatulidae
Product: S-adenosylmethionine sensor upstream of mTORC1-like
Exons: 6
Coding region: 314-1372 (352 amino acids)
Biological process (GO): negative regulation of TORC1 signaling
Source: RefSeq, a predicted model, not a curated record
ACCGUGUGUACGUAUCGCGUCGAGCAAGCGGAGCGCGAAUGCGUCGGUUUCCUUUGCUUUGUGUAAUAAUUGGUCUGAUCUGAUGAACUGACAUCGCCAAGAAAACAUAUGUAAAAAGUCAAGAACAGUUCAAAUUUAGAAGUGAUUGCUGUGAAACUUAUGAGUAUGGAAAUACUGUUAGCGGUCAAAUCCACCAUUGGUUUGGGGUUAUUUGAAUUUACAGUCUUUCUUCUGGUAGAUUCGUUUGUAAAAUCAUGUUUGCAAUCAAUAAAAAUAUUUGUGUCAUAAAGAUUGAGGCCCACAAUAACACAACAUGGCUUGCACAUGCUCACAAGAGGGAUGUCAGCAGAGAACGAGCGAAGUUGUCAAAGGUGUUCAUGCUAAGUUGCGAAAGAAAUUAAAAGAAGCUGAUGGCGAUUUUCAAAAGAUUUGGGCUGAGCAUUGUCACGAUGAAGCCAGCCUUGGUGAGUACGCCUACGCCAUGCAGCACCUUGCUGUGGACCAUUGGUCAACCAAGCACCAAGACGACCGCAUCAAAUGGUGCUAUCGUACAUGUAUGAACUACUUCAAAUACGGAGGAAUGGAGAAAGCACUUGCCAAAGACCGACGGCGUCAAGAACACGAGUUGUGCAAUGGUAUCGAACCAAAGAACGUUUUUGAUGUUGAGCAAUCGAAUAAGUAUAACACAAUAUGUUCACCAGUGUCAGGGCAGUUGAGAUUGUUAGAUGUUGGCAGCUGUUUUAAUCCGUUUCUAGAUUACAAAGAAUUCUUAUCAGUUGGUAUUGACCUUUCACCUGCUGUGGAGACGGUGUACAGAUGUGAUUUUUUGAAUCUCCAAAUUCAAGAACCUCUUCAGGUGGCUUCAGAUACUGUUGAGACAUACAUGAGAACAUUGAAAAAUCCUGUUGAGAGGCUACCAAAAGAGAGCUUUCACAUUGUUGUUUUUUCGCUGUUGCUCUCGUAUUUCCCUUCCCCGUAUCAGCGCUGGAUAUGUUGUCAGAAAGCUCAUGAACUGCUGCAGUUAAACGGACUCUUACUGAUUGUAACACCCGAUUCUUCCCAUCAGAACAAACACGCAGAAAUGGUCAAAAGCUGGAAAGAGGGAAUCGAGGCAAUUGGGUUCACACGCUGUAAGUACGAGAAAGAUACGCAUUUACAUUACAUGGCAUUCCGCAAAGUUAAACUCAAACAGCCUCGCUAUACAUUGGACGUUGGUCCAGAUAAUUUAUACAUCCCACAAGAUUUCAGUGAAGAUGAUGAUGAAAGUGUUUUUUGCGACAGUUUUGCACGAUCGAAAAUCUCUGACCAAGAUCUCAGCGAGACAUUCACUGAACUUCCUGGGGGAGAUGAGGAAGAGUGGUUUUUAAUAUGAAGAAAUUUAAAAAGGUUUUCGCCUGCAAACCAAAAAAAAAAAAAAAAUCAACAGCUAAAUCGCAUGGGUGACUGCUAAUGACAGUUGCAAGGUGAUAUUGAACAACAGCUAAAUAAUCAUGUGAUCUUAGAAGUCAGAAUCAUACGAUCAACUGUAAAUUAUGCUGCUGCUGCGAAUUGCAAUGUGGCCAAUCACUGCCCUUGUGUCCCAAAAGUCAAGACCGAGAGGAUUAACCAAUCAGUGUAUGGCAAACAUUCAUAGAGACGUCUCAAAGUUAAAGAACAUCAUGCUUGUCAAAUAACUGUGGCGGUUGUUAUUUGUGGUCACCUGUGGAUGAGCCCCGAUGACAGGUGCAUCAGCUCAUUUAUGCAAAUACAAUUUAUAGUCUACAUAUUUUCAUUAGCUUGUACUGUAAUAUAAUGCUUUUGGAAACAUCAUACCAUUAUAAUAGAUAUAUUCUUUGAUAUGAUAAAAAAAAAAAUGGGAAAUGUUGAUAUUAGACAUUGUCUAAAGAGAUGCUUGAAUUUUUAAAAUCAUUUAUACAAUGAUAAACAUACUCAUAAAUGGAAUAAUAAAAAGUGGUCAAAUAUCUCAGAGCAAUCCUUUGAGGUGUGCAUGGUUAUAUUCUAAAUAAAAUCCAUAUAGAAUUUAUACCAAGCAUGCAAAAGCAUAUAUAAGUAGUAUACUUGUUUGAUAAUAAAUGUAUUAAAUAAUAAUAUGCUUUUAUUAAAUUGAUAACCUGUUUUGGUAGCUACCAAGUUCAGUACAAAAAUGUUAAUGAUUUUUUUUAAUGUCAGUGCUCUUGUUUGAUAAUAAAUGAAAUUAAAUAAUAUACCAUACUUUUAUUUUAUUGAUAACUUGUUUUGUUACUACCAAGUUCAGUACAAUAAUGUAAAUUUGUUUUUUACAUCAAUGAACCGUUAAUAAUAACACAAUUUUUGUUAAUCACUUUCUGGAUAAAUUUUUAGUUUUAGUUAUUUUUUUUGACGGAAUCACUGACAGUAGGCAGAAGGAUUUCAUGUAGACUGCAACUCGCUGAAGCACAAGUGGUAGAUAUUAGCAGAUUUGAAUUGCUUUGCUUUUGGCAACUGUCGGCGAACGCCACUAGGGCUUGUCCUUACAUCUGCCACACGCAAGUGACUUCAGCUGCAACCGCUUUCACAGUAUUGCAGCAAUACUUUUUUGGGGUGGUUUGUAGCUCGAAGUCGCUGAAAUUUUAAUUAUUUUCAAAUCAUGUUUGUGGCACUUUUUUUUUUAAGUGGUUGCUAUUUAUUUAGAUUAGAUAUUUACUCAGUUGAUCUGAGCAUUAGGGUGUAGAUAUUGAUGCAAAUCAGUUGUUUAUCGGGUUCCAAGUUAGAAAUUACAAUAUGUCCAAUUUCUUUCUUGCUGAACCAAGUCAGAAGCAACACACUCUUACCUGAAUGCUUUGAUCUUUUUCAACUGGACUAAAGGAAACCCACACGUCAGAUAAUGUUCACUGUAAAUGACUGUUUUCUUCUCACCUGAUUUCAAGAUAAAACUUUUCAUUACCAAGUUCAUUUCAAUUACCAAGUAAUUGAGUCUAUCAUUUUUUAAAUUUGUUUAAAUUCACUUGUUGUGCAUUUAAUUUUAAAGUGUCAUGAUGAUUUACUCCUGUAAAAAUAUCUGAUUAUUAAACUGAAAAAUAUAAAAUGGCUAAAUGUAGCAAGAUUUGUUUAAUUUUACUUGUUUGAUUUCAUUGGUGAAAAUAUAAGUACAGUAUUGGUAAAGCGUCAUUGUGCUGAAAAUACCUUUAACCAAUAUUCGAUUAGCAACUGAAAUAUUAUACCAAUUAAGUGAGUAGCAUUUUUUCUAAUUUGUUUAAUUUCACAUGUAUUUAAAUUUCAUUGGUAAACAUUUUAUACGAUUAGUGCCAAUGGCGAUCUACUAGAAUAAGCAUAAUUUUCCUAUAUCUUAGCAACUGAAAAAAUAUACCAGUUAAGUAAAUUAAAGCUGUGUUUGCAUUGGAUUAAUUUUGAGCAAGACGAAUGAUAUAUCUAUGGAUUUUAUUCAAAUCAUGCCACUGUCCGCACUUUAAAAAUAUCCAGUAGAUUUUAAGGUAGUAAAAUAUUGCGCAUGCCAUGGGGAAACGGUGACAUGUUCCCUCCCCUUCCUCCCCCCAAACAUUUUUAAGUGGGUUGGCUUACCCCACUUUUCGACUGCAAUGUAAUUUCUUAUGUCAAGAAGAUGCUUGCAUAAAAGAGCAUUUUACAGAGUACCUGAUGAUGAAUUUUACUAUAUGAAAAUGUAAUUUCCAGCCAUCUGUACUAUUUUCUCAAAUUUUCGGACUCACAACUGUCUCCCCCCACCCACCUUUUAAAACAGAUGCCCUUGGCGCAUGCAGUACUUAUUCUUCCUGGCCAACGUUCACUCGGUUAAAGUUGCUGCGUGUCUUGGAUAAUUGGAUUGUUGGUUGUUCAAAAUGGAUUUUUUUUACCCAAAGUGGCCAGGUACAUGGAUAGUGUAUAUGAACACAGCUUAAAGCUCUGUCAAGAUUAUUGAUUUGUUUUUGACAAAAAACUGUUGUUUACUUGUAUGCCCAUAUAUGGUCAUAAUGUGAUGUCAUCUUUACCAAAUUUGGACAUGUCACAUGUUUUGUAAAAUAGAAUUUGAUAAUCUUGAUAGGGCUUAACAUUUGCUUAAUUGGCAUAAAGUCUAAAGACUUACUUUGUGCCUUGUCUUUGUAUCUUGAUUAUAUCCUGCUUGAAUAAAAGUUUUUUUUUAUAAUGAGCAACAAUA